This is a messenger RNA of Sinocyclocheilus grahami, 641 nucleotides long. Its product is annotated as mRNA turnover protein 4 homolog. The coding region runs from base 54 to 641 and encodes 195 amino acids. Lineage: Eukaryota; Metazoa; Chordata; Actinopteri; Cypriniformes; Cyprinidae. The transcript has 7 exons. Gene Ontology annotation, molecular function: RNA binding. Gene Ontology annotation, cellular component: preribosome, large subunit precursor; nucleolus. The record is from RefSeq and is a predicted model, not a curated record. Gene Ontology annotation, biological process: ribosomal large subunit biogenesis; ribosomal large subunit assembly; rRNA processing.
CUGAGCUCAUCAGGCGAAGAAGAAAACACCGAGCCCACCACAACGUGAGAGCCAUGCCGAAAUCUAAGAGGGACAAGAAAGUUUCUUUAACCAAAACAACCAAGAAGGGGUUGGAAGCCAAGCAAAACCUGAUUGAAGAGCUGCGGAAAUGCGCAGACAUCUACAGAUACGUGUUUGUGUUCUCAGUAGAAAACAUGAGAAACAACAAACUAAAAGACAUCAGGACGGCCUGGAAACACAGCCGGUUCUUUUUCGGUAAGAACAAAGUCAUGAUGAUCGCACUGGGUAAAGGACCGACAGACGAGUACAAAGAUAAUCUGCAUAAAGUGAGCAAGUUUCUCAGAGGUGAAGUAGGUGUAUUGUUCACAAACAAAACAAAAGAUGAGGUUCAAGAAUAUUUCAGUAACUUUAAAGAGGUGGAUUACGCUCGAGCGGGAAACGUAGCAACCAUGGCCAUGACGCUGGAUGAAGGUCCGCUGGAGCAGUUUCCACACUCGAUGGAGCCUCAGCUCAGACAGCUGGGCCUCCCUACAGCGCUCAAGAAAGGUGUGGUGACAUUGAUAAAAGAUUUUGAAGUGUGUAAAGAGGGAGACACACUCACACCUGAACAGGCUCGAAUUCUGGUGAGUUUGUACCACUAA